AUGGCUGCUCUAGCUGUAGGCUCUCUUGAAGGCCCUCAUGUCGGGGCAGAGGAAGAUUCGCAGCGGCUUCUGAAAACAGACAGCCCAGAGAAGCAAAAUGCACUCAUGCUGCGGGUCCGUUCCUCCCAAGCCUGGUGCCUGGCCCUUAUGGGGACGCUGGCCCUGGUGCUUGGCGCCGGUCUUACAUACAAGUCCGGUGUUCUUGGCCCUCCUCGCUCAGAUGUGUCCCCUGGGCCGAUGGAGCCCUCGGAAGGCAGUGGCCUGAUUUGGCUGGCCAAGCAUGUCGGAAAGGAGCUGCCUGCAAAUUUUGAGGACACCAUGGUCUCUCGUGGGCCGACAGGGCUGGCGGCUCCCUCUGCGUCCAAGCGAAGUCUGCGAGACAUCGUGCGGGCCAUUCGCAUCUACAGGUCGAGGAGGAAGGAGGAAAGCCAGAAGUUGAACACCGCGAAUUGCGUGAACACCGUCUGGGACAUGGCGAAUUUCAUGGGCUGGGCCGGCCUUUCAAUCGAUGCUCUCGCAAUCAAGGGCCUUUGCCCCGACAAGGCGGAUGACAAGAGCUGCGGGGCGACCUCCGUCAGCCUCGCUGUCAACCUCUUGUGGGUCUUGGCCAAUGCUGUGCAGAUUCCUUUGUGGUGCCUGCCUUCUGACGCCCCUUUGGAAAACAGCGCGCAAGUUGGCUGCGUUGGAACGAUGGCCACUUUCUUUGCAUCGAUCUUGCAGAUCACUUCAGAUGGCUUGGCCAUGAGAACCGCGUGCGAUCUGGGACCCAAGCUCGAAGACUUUAUCCCUGCAGUGGCGGACUUCAAAGCAAAAGUCCAUGCGCGGAUUCUUGAUCUUAAGUCCCAGCCUUUUGAGCUUCCAAGCCAACCUCGCCACCAACAGUCUCGGAACGGCACAGCUCUCCUGCCACCGGAAAGGUGGCAAGACCUUCGGGCAAGGUUUCUCCAGGACAUCGCCUUGCUCGGCCCAGACGAGACCCGAAAGAACGAGCUCGGCGCGUGCGCGAUGAUGACCAUGCAAAUCGUGAACGACUUCCCCUUCCUGGGCAUCGACGUUUGGUCGGCAACAAUGGAUUGCAAGAAGGCCGCGACGGUUAACAAGCUUAACAAGGACUACGGCUUGUUUCAGGGUGACAUGCCCGAGAGCACCGUGAAGGCGUGCACCUCCGACUCCCUGGGAAUCAUCGGCAGUUUUGUGAACCUGGCUACUGACAUUGCUGUACUGAUCUCGGUCUGCCCGGGCCCGAAGUCUCGCCCAAAGAAGACUCCAUGCGUGGCAGCUUCCACCGACAUCACCUCGCUGGCCUUCGGCCUCGGGGGCUGGGCGACCACGGUGGACGAGAGUUGCAACAGCGGCAUGUACGAGCCCCCGAAGGAGAAGCCGCCCAAAGGGGAGAGGACGGCACAUGUCGGUGCCAGCGUCGGGCGGGCGCCGAACUUCUCGCGCUACCCAGGUGGCGAGGAGGACGUCGCUGGCCUUGGUGCUGGCGACUCUGAGCUGUUGGCCAAGUUCCUAACAGAGGAGGAGGCGGAUGGUGCCUUCAAGGCCCUCUGUCCGGGAGGUGAGAUUGAGUACCAGCAGUGGUACCACAUGCCAGACAAGAAGAAGCCUUAUGAGCCAUUGAAGCGUUUGCAGCGGGUGAAGGUGGCUAUGGCGGAUCCCGAAGAACAAGGACUUCCCUGGUAUCGCUUUCCCGUCAACGACCAGCAGCGGUACGGGAUCCUCCCCAUGUCACCGACUGUGCGCAUGCUCUGCGAUCGCGUGAACAAGCGGCUCGACGCAUCCUUCAACCAUGCGGUUGUCCUCUACUACGCUGACGGAAAUGAGUGCAUUGGGUACCACAAGGACAAGACGUUGGAUUUGGAUGAGAACUCUUCCAUCGUCAGCAUCUCACUGGGGCGCCCGGGGCGGCCAUACGUCUUGCGAGAUGAUAUCUUCAACCCCACGACUGAAAUGGAGGUGUUGCUUCCCCAUGGCGGCCUGUUUAAGCUCGGGCCGCAGACCAACAAGACAUUCUACCAUGCUGUGCGGCAAACUCCCGCUGCGGAGAACGCCGGAGCACGGGUGUCGGUCACGUUCCGCCACGUGACCUCGUACGAGAAGUCCGGCGCGCUGACUGGUAAAGGCUCGGAUUUCCCGACACUGAACUGGCCUGCGCAGCUGAAUGGUCAGCACCGCCUUGACGAAGAUCUGGACCAGGAACUCGAGCGUCCCGAGACGACGACGACACCGAAAGCAUCAACUGCUACAAAGAAGGCCACGGGGCCGCAGCUCUCGUCGGCGGAUGUCGAGCUCCUCCGGGAGUGCCUUGCCGAGGCGUCGCUGGAGGACUUUUUCGAGGCAAACGACCUCAAGGGUGCGGGACUGGCAGCGCGCGCGUUGCUGCUUGAAAAGGUUGGAGAGACCCGCAGCGCUGCGCUCUCUAAGGCGCUGGGCGGCCGCAUUGGCGAGGCCUACCAUACCUGGAAGAAGGCGAAGCAGGCCCAAAAGGAGCCUCCAGCUGCCAAGCCCGUAGCUCCGCAGGAGCCCGGGCCAACAACCCCCGCACCAGCUCAGCCGGUCUCAGCAGCCCCGGCAUCGGCACCCCGCUGGUCGCUGGGCGCGCUGAUGUCGCGUUGGCUCUGGGGCGAGCCAGACCCUACUCCGGAGGAGUUGCUUUCCUUCUGGUUCGGGGACGAGCCCUACAAGUUUCGGGGGGGCCUCUGGUGGCGAGGAAUCGAUCCGGCCAGCCCACACGAUGGCCAGGAGGGCACCGACAAGCGCAUCUUUGACAAGUACAGCGCGCUGAUUCGCAGCUGCCAGAAGGGUCUCGCCUCCUCCAAGGUUGCUUCGUGGACUGGCACUACGGCUGGCACUGCCGCUCUGGUGGUAUUGCUUGACCAGAUGCCCCGAAACGCUUUCCGUGGGACUGCAGAAAUGUUUGCCUACGAUGUCCUGGCGCAGGACAUCGCCAAGGAGUUGCUGAAAUGCGAGUCCCUACCCUGGCCUCACGCGACCUUCGCCCACGUGGCGCUGAUGCACUCCGAGGAUGUUGCGACGGUGGAGGAGGCAGCUUUGGGUCUUCUGCGCCUGGCCAGCGAAGUGGAGCCGCACAUCGCGAAUCGCUUGAAGUCUAUGCACAACGAGGCCAAGACGCACAGCUCAGUGCUGCGCAGCUUCGGCCGUUAUCCCCACCGCAACGAACUCCUCGGUCGCCAAAGCUCAGAUGCGGAGCUCGCUUGGCUCCGCCCCAAGAACCUUCCUUCAUGGGCCCAGUCCGUUCGCCCAAAGUAUCAGCAGAAGCUGGAGCCCAGCACCAAGGAGGCGGAGAUGGUUCCGGCUGUUGAGAGCGGCCCGAAGCUCCGCAUUCUCGUGCUCCACAGCAAUCGCCAGAAUGCAGCCGACUUCAAGCGCAAAACUCGCUCGCCGCUGCAACCCCUGGAGGCGGUUGCAGAUCUCCACUUCCUGGACGGGCCACAUGCCUACACGCCGAUGGGGGAGGCAAAUGACUCCAUUGGGAAGAUGGGUGCCAAUGCUCCGAAGAACCGAUCCUGGUGGAAUUCCACCGAUGACCCAGCCACGAUGCGCUAUGUGGGCAUUGAAAAGACCCUCGAGCACGUUGAGAAUGCUUUCCGCGAGCAUGGGCCCUUCGACGGCAUCAUCGGCUUCUCGCAGGGCGGAUGCCUCGCGGGAGUGCUUGCAGCGAUGCAGCCGCGUGGGCACAUAAAGUUCAGCUUCUGCGUCACCAUUUCAGGCUUCUACUGCCGGGAUGUGGAGUACUGCAAGCUCAUGCUCGAAGAGGUCCCGAAGAAUCACCGCCCCGAAGAGGUCCAGGUCAAAGCGGGGGCAAUCUCAAUGCCCUCCUUCCAUUCCUGGGGUCUCGAGGACCAAUUGGUGGAGCCAUGGCGUUCCGAGAAGCUGGCGGAAAGCUUCAAGGAUCCCCGUGUGGUUCCGCACAAGGCGGAUCACUUUGCUCAGGGGCGCCUUCAUUGGCCAAUUGCCAGCAUUGUCCAGUGGCUGAAGGAGACGGGGCUCCUCAAGCUUGCGGCAGCGCGACCGGAAAUUCCGAAGCAGGAGGACAAGUCAACUUGGGCGCGGCUGAUGAAAGGGAGCGGCGUGGCCGGAGUCACCAAGGAUGAUGUGGAAGAGGUGGUGGCAGAGGCCCUUGAUUCCAAGUCCUUGCAGCAGCUGGUGGAUCGGGCGCUAGCGCUGCUUCCGUGGAACUCGAAAGUGGCGCAGCCACAGGCGGCUUAUUGGAUCAUCAUCGCCGUGGCCACGAACCCCAACUACGAGAACCAAGCCACUCUGCUCCCGGAGCUUGUGGCAACAGGUGGAUGGAAGUCGGUCGUCCAUCUGCAGACCUUCUUAGAGGAGCAGGAAUCCACUCCGGCCAACGAGUCGCUGCAAACGGCAAUUGUUCAGCUGUUCGGGAAGCAACUGUCGGAGGACGCCAGCGUGGUCAACGAAUGGCGAGCCUGUGAGGACGACCACAAAGCACUGGGGAUGCAGCCGGCCGUGAGCGCGUGUGCACGACACGCCCCGCGCUUCGGCGGCUCCGUGCGCAAGCUGGCGCUGCGGGUGGCUGCCGAUGUCCAUUCCCGCAACGGUGGACAUGUAGGGGAUGACUUGCGGCAGCAGCAGCCGGAGCUCAGCGUGAUGUACCGCAAGCUGCUGAGCGACAUCAUCACGCUUCUCGAUGAGUUCUCCGAAGCCGGACUGGCCCAUCAGAAAGGCGAUCGCCGCAGCCAGUGGCGUUUGGGCGGUCUUGACCUGAAGACGUUUGGAGAGCUGCGCGCCUCUCCACUGUCGGAUGCCGUGCUCCACCCGGAGCCGCAGCCGGUCGACAUCUCGACAAAGGAGGAGAUGAUGCCGCUUUACAGCUUCCUGCAGAGCGGGGAGAACUUCCAGCCCAACAUCAACGACGACCUGGUCUUUACCAAGGGUACCAUUACCCGUGACAAACGGCUUGACUUGUGCAAGCAAGUCAUUGGCCCCCAGGGCGUGGAAGACUUGAUGCAAGCUCUCUUCGUGAACCAGGAAGCUGGAUUGGUGCAGCACUUGCUCCUGGGAAACAACGUUUGUGGCAACGACUUGCCCCGCCGCAUCGCGGAUCUCAUCCGUGAGGACAAGGCUUCCCUGAGCACCUGGUACAUUGCCGGAAAUCGCAUCACCGCAGAGGGCUUGAAGCCCCUCUGCGAGGUGCUGCGAGGUGACCAGGUCGUCCAUCAGCUUUGGUUGAAGCGCAACCCGCUGCACAAGGAGGGAGCAGUCCUCCUGGCAGACAUGCUCCGCAGCAACCGGACGCUGCAGGUCCUAGACUUGGUGAACUGCGGGCUGAUGGAUGAGGGCGCCGAGGCGAUUGUGCAGGGCCUUGAGGGCUCCAGCCUCAAGCACCUCUACCUCGAUGGCAACGGCCUCACUGCCAAGACCGCUGGGAUGAUCGCCAAGGCCGGGUCGGACCUGGAAACGCUGUCUCUGGGAAUGAACCGGCUGUACGACGAGGGCGCCGCUGCCGUGGCAGAAAACCUGAGCCCUAGCGUGCGCCGGCUUUGCCUCGCGGCCGUAGGCAUGGGCGUGCCGGGUGCCAAAGCUGUCGGAGAGCUGCUGAAGAAGAACCGCACGCUUCGAUUCCUCGACUUGGGCUUGCUGAAGGCGACAGGAGCCCUCAAGGAGGUACCGAACCGCAUCACGGAUGAAGGCACUGAGAUCAUAGCGGGAGCGUUGGAAGAGAAUAAGAGCCUGAAUGCCCUGCUUCUCGUGCACAACACGAUCCACCAGGCCGGCAUCAAGGCCUUGCAGGUGGCGAUCAGCAAGCACCCUUGCAUGGUCAAGCUGGAGCUGGAGCAGCUCGGCAUCCCGUUCAACGAGCUCACACGUGAGGAGAUUCGACACCGGCUGGCCUCGAAUCGCCGAAAACUCCAAGAGGAGCCAGCCGAGUGGGCGCAGGUCAAAGAAGCAUUGGACCCCAAACACCUCGAGGAAAUCAAGUCGGUGUACCGCAUGGGCAACACCUACUCUCCGGGCCCAAAUGCUGAUCCAGACUUCUGGUGA
Messenger RNA from Symbiodinium natans, 6030 nucleotides. The record is from the annotation of a GenBank genome assembly. NCBI's taxonomy places the organism in Eukaryota, Dinophyceae, Suessiales, Symbiodiniaceae.